Molecule: messenger RNA, 732 nt
Organism: Alternaria ethzedia
Lineage: Eukaryota; Fungi; Ascomycota; Dothideomycetes; Pleosporales; Pleosporaceae
Exons: 1
Coding region: 1-732 (243 amino acids)
Source: RefSeq, a predicted model, not a curated record
AUGUCCAAGCUUACCGACUUCAAGCUCCUCUCUUUCGAUGUGUAUGGCACCCUGAUAGACUGGGAGGCGGGCGCUUUGACCGCCCUCCAGCCCCAUCUUAAGAAGUCUGGUCAAGAGAACAUGGAUCGCAAGCACAUUAUGCAAGUCAUGCACAAGAUCGAGGCCAGAGUUGAGAGCGAACACGGCCAUCUCAAGUACUCAGAGGUACUCGCCAUGGUGCUUCCUGAGUUGUGUGAGAAACUUGGUCUGGAGAAGCCCAGUGAACAAGAGAACAAAGCAUUUGGAGCGAGUAUCGGACACUGGCCUGGAUUCGCUGAUAUACCAUCUGCUUUGGAGAGGUUGUCCAAGUACUUCAAGCUUGUCGUUCUUUCCAACGUCGACCAUGAUUCAUUCAAGAUCGGAAAUGCGAACGGGCUCAAGGGAUACAAGUUCGACGCCGUCUACACCGCCCAAGACAUCGGAUCUUACAAGCCCGACCUAAGGAAUUUCGAAUACAUGCUGGCCAAAGUGAAGGAGCAAUUCGGAGUCGAGAAGCACGAGGUGCUGCAAACGGCGCAAUCUCAAUAUCACGACCACCACCCAGCAAAGGACAUGGGAAUCAAGAGUUCAUGGAUUUACAGGCCGGGUGCGGUCAUGGGAAACCGCGAUGAUCCUGUAUAUAACUGGAAGUUCGACACGUUGGCCGACAUGGCGGAUGCCGUGGAAAAGGAGGCCGCAGAGCAGGGAAAGUAG